Molecule: messenger RNA, 1874 nt
Organism: Lontra canadensis (Northern American river otter)
Lineage: Eukaryota; Metazoa; Chordata; Mammalia; Carnivora; Mustelidae
Gene: DNAJC7
Product: DnaJ heat shock protein family (Hsp40) member C7
Exons: 15
Coding region: 83-1765 (560 amino acids)
Molecular function (GO): protein binding
Source: RefSeq, a predicted model, not a curated record
CGCUGCUGAGCUGCUCGAUGCUCCAGCCGGAAGUGCUCUUCACCGCCUGCCUCCCACCCGCCUCUCUGGUCCCGGCGGUAAGAUGGCGGCUGCCGCGGAGUGCGAUGUGGUAAUGGCGGCGACCGAGCCAGAGCUGCACGACGACGAGGAAGCGAAGAGUCCCACGCCUUUGACAUCUCAUCCUUCAGUCCCUUUGCUGAAGGGCAACUUGAACAAGCCUCAGCCCUUUCUCAGACUCCCAGGGCAGGACUUGAAUGGAUUUGACCCUGGAAUUGUUCCUGAUGCAGCCUUGUUCAGUUCUUGCUGCUGCCAUGCUGGAUUCCAAAGAUCCACUUUUUCCUCGGCUGGUCUCACAGGGGAAGCAGAGUCUUUCAAGGAACAAGGAAAUGCAUACUAUGCCAAGAAAGAUUACAAUGAAGCUUAUAACUAUUAUACAAAAGCCAUAGAUAUGUGUCCUAAAAAUGCUAGCUAUUAUGGGAAUCGAGCUGCCACUUUGAUGAUGCUUGGAAAGUUCCGGGAAGCUCUUGGGGAUGCACAGCAGUCAGUGAGGUUGGAUGACAGUUUCGUCCGGGGACAUCUACGAGAGGGCAAGUGCCACCUAUCUCUAGGGAAUGCCAUGGCGGCAUGUCGUAGUUUCCAGAGAGCCCUAGAACUGGAUCACAAAAACGCUCAGGCACAACAGGAGUUCAAGAAUGCUAAUGCAGUCAUAGAAUAUGAGAAAAUAGCAGAAACAGAUUUUGAGAAGCGGGAUUUUCGGAAGGUGGUUUUCUGCAUGGAUCGUGCCCUAGAAUUUGCCCCUGCCUGCCAUCGCUUCAAAAUCCUCAAAGCAGAAUGUUUAGCAAUGCUAGGUCGUUACCCGGAAGCACAGUCUGUGGCCAGUGACAUUUUACGAAUGGAUUCUACCAAUGCGGAUGCUCUGUAUGUACGAGGUCUUUGCCUUUAUUAUGAAGAUUGUAUUGAGAAGGCGGUUCAGUUUUUUGUACAGGCUCUCAGGAUGGCUCCUGACCAUGAGAAGGCCUGCAUUGCUUGCAGAAAUGCCAAAGCACUUAAAGCAAAGAAAGAAGAUGGGAAUAAAGCAUUUAAAGAAGGAAAUUUCAAGCUAGCCUAUGAACUGUACACAGAAGCCCUGGGGAUAGACCCUAACAAUAUAAAAACAAAUGCAAAACUCUACUGUAAUCGGGGCACGGUUAAUUCCAAGCUUAGGAAACUAGAUGAUGCAAUAGAAGACUGCACGAGUGCAGUGAAGCUCGAUGCCACUUAUAUAAAAGCCUACUUGAGAAGAGCUCAGUGUUACAUGGACACAGAACAGUAUGAAGAAGCUGUGCGGGACUAUGAAAAAGUAUAUCAGACGGAGAAAACAAAAGAACACAAACAGCUCCUAAAAAAUGCACAGCUGGAACUGAAGAAGAGUAAGAGGAAAGAUUACUACAAAAUUCUGGGAGUGGACAAGAAUGCCUCUGAGGACGAGAUCAAGAAAGCUUACCGGAAACGGGCCUUGAUGCACCAUCCAGAUCGGCACAGUGGAGCCAGUGCCGAAGUUCAGAAGGAGGAGGAGAAGAAGUUCAAGGAAGUUGGAGAAGCUUUUACCAUCCUUUCUGAUCCCAAGAAAAAGACUCGCUAUGACAGCGGACAGGACUUGGAUGAGGAGGGCAUGAAUAUGGGCGAUUUUGAUGCCAACAAUAUCUUCAAGGCAUUCUUUGGCGGUCCUGGGGGCUUCAGCUUUGAAGCAUCUGGUCCAGGGAAUUUCUUUUUUCAAUUUGGCUAAUGAAAGGAAACCAUCCAGAACCCAGAAAGUGCAGACUUGCUCAGUGUAACCUUGAACGUGGGCACAGUUCACCACCUCCUCCCUUCAUCUCGUCUCCCCUUAGAGCAGU